CCAGCUUCUCUAGGGAGCGUCAGGCGCACACAGGGUUAAGUUAGUUCCCUCCCUGGUAGGAGGGAAAGGAGGGGGAGGGGGAAAGCACCACACUGUCUCAGGCUGGGUACCUAGUAGUUAGUUGUACGUUCGAAACCUGUCGCGGUCACUUGCGCGUUUGGCAUUAUCCAUUGUCACCGCGGGGGAACGGGCACUCGAGAAAACAGCGCCAGCAAAUCUGCGCGCCAAGGCGCUGCGCUACUCCCUUCCGAGGUGCGCCUCUGCUCCUCCGUCCCGGGUGCCCAGCAGCGGCGAGGCGGCACGUCCGCUGCCGCCGCCGUGUCCACCGAGCCUCGGGACCCAGGGUGGCAGUUCUCAACAAUGGGCAGGAGGGACCUCGGCGGCGACCCCUAAAACAAUACCAUGCUCCGGGAGCCCAGCUGCUGCCGCGCCAGCGUCUUCCCUUCCCACCUCCCUGACCCUGUCGGAUUCGGAUGAGCCCACUGCGAGCAGAAGACGCAGCCGUCAGAUUGCAGAUUGAGCUUAACCAAGGAGUUUGUAGGCUAAUCAAGCCUGGCUUGACCUACGAAAGAAGAAGAGAGCUUUGCCUGCCCACUUGGGCUUGUGUUGACUCGGCUGAUAACUUGCCAUCACCCGUUGCCAGUGUGGAAAAUUCUCCCUGUUGAAUUUUUUUGCACAUGGAGGACAGCAGCAAAGAGGGCAACACAGGCUGAUAAGACCAGGGACAGCAGGGAGAUUAUUUUACCAUACGCCCUCAGGACGUUCUCUCUAGCUGGAGUUCUGGACUUUGACAGAACCACAUCCAGUCAUCUUGAUUUUGCUAUCCGGUUUUUUUUUUUUUCUUUUUAUUUUCCCCACCACAUUGUAUUUUAUUUCUGUACUUCAGAAAUGGGCCUACAGACCACAAAGUGCCCCAGCCAUGGGGCAUUUUUCCUGAAGUCUUGGCUUAUCAUUUCCCUGGGGCUUUACUCACAGGUGUCCAAACUCCUGGCUUGCCCUAGUGUGUGCCGCUGCGACAGGAACUUUGUCUACUGUAAUGAGCGAAGCUUGACCUCAGUGCCUCUUGGGAUCCCGGAGGGCGUAACCGUACUCUACCUCCACAACAACCAAAUUAAUAAUGCUGGAUUUCCUGCGGAACUGCACAGUGUACAGUCGGUGCACACGGUCUACCUGUACGGCAACCAACUGGACGAAUUCCCCAUGAACCUUCCCAAGAAUGUCAGAAUUCUCCAUUUGCAGGAAAACAAUAUUCAGACCAUUUCACGGGCCGCUCUUGCCCAGCUCUUGAAGCUCGAAGAGCUGCACCUGGAUGACAACUCCAUAUCCACAGUGGGGGUGGAAGACGGGGCCUUCCGGGAGGCUAUCAGCCUCAGAUUGUUGUUUUUGUCGAAGAAUCACCUGAGCAGUGUACCUGUUGGGCUUCCAGUGGACUUGCAAGAGCUGAGAGUAGAUGAAAAUCGAAUUGCUGUCAUAUCAGACAUGGCCUUCCAGAAUCUCACGAGCUUGGAGCGUCUGAUUGUGGACGGGAACCUCCUGACCAACAAGGGUAUCGCCGAGGGCACCUUCAGCCAUCUCACCAAGCUCAAGGAAUUUUCCAUCGUACGUAAUUCGCUGUCUCGCCCUCCUCCCGAUCUCCCAGGUACACAUCUGAUCAGGCUCUAUCUGCAGGACAACCAGAUAAACCACAUCCCUCUGACAGCCUUCUCCAACCUCCGCAAGCUGGAGCGGCUGGAUAUCUCCAACAACCAGCUGCGGAUGCUGACUCGAGGGGUUUUUGAUAAUCUCUCCAACCUGAAGCAGCUCACUGCUCGGAAUAACCCUUGGUUUUGUGACUGCAGUAUUAAAUGGGUCACGGAAUGGCUCAAAUAUAUCCCUUCAUCUCUCAACGUGCGGGGUUUCAUGUGCCAAGGUCCCGAACAAGUCCGGGGAAUGGCCGUCAGGGAAUUAAAUAUGAAUCUUCUGUCGUGUCCCACCACGACCCCCGGCCUGCCUCUCUUCACCCCAGCCCCGAGUACAGCUUCUCCGACCACGCAGCCUCCCACCCUCUCCAUUCCAAACCCAAGCAGAAGCCACACGCCUCCAACUCCUCCCACAUCCAAACUUCCCACGAUUCCUGACUGGGAUGGCAGAGAAAGAGUGACCCCACCGAUCUCUGAACGGAUCCAGCUCUCUAUCCAUUUCGUGAAUGAUACUUCCAUUCAAGUCAGCUGGCUCUCUCUCUUCACCGUGAUGGCAUACAAACUCACCUGGGUGAAAAUGGGCCACAGUUUGGUAGGGGGCAUCGUUCAGGAGCGCAUAGUCAGCGGUGAGAAGCAACACCUGAGCCUGGUGAAUCUAGAGCCCCGAUCCACCUACCGGAUUUGUUUAGUGCCACUGGAUGCUUUUAACUACCGCGCGGUAGAGGACACCAUUUGUUCAGAGGCCACUACCCAUGCCUCCUAUCUCAACAACGGCAGCAACACGGCGUCCAGCCACGAGCAGACGACAUCCCACAGCGUGGGCUCCCCCUUUCUGCUGGCGGGCUUGAGGGGCGCUGUGAUAUUCGUGCUCGUGGUCUUGCUCAGCGUCUUUUGCUGGCACAUGCACAAAAAGGGGCGCUACACCUCCCAGAAGUGGAAAUACAACCGGGGCCGGCGGAAAGAUGAUUAUUGCGAGGCAGGCACCAAGAAGGACAACUCCAUCCUGGAGAUGACAGAAACCAGUUUUCAGAUCGUCUCCUUAAAUAACGAUCAGCUCCUUAAAGGAGAUUUCAGACUGCAGCCCAUUUACACCCCAAAUGGGGGCAUUAAUUACACAGACUGCCAUAUCCCCAACAACAUGCGAUACUGCAACAGCAGCGUGCCAGACCUGGAGCACUGCCAUACGUGACAGCCAGAGGCCCAGCGUGAUCAAGGACGACGAUUAAACUCUUGAGAACACACUCGUGUGUGCACAUAAAGACACGCAGAUUACAUUUGAUAAAUGUUACACAGAUGCAUUUGUGCAUUUGAAUACUCUGUAAUUUAUACGGUGUACUAUAUAAUGGGAUUUAAAAAAAAAGUGCUAUCUUUUCUAUCUCAAGUUAAUUACAAACAGUUUUGUAACUCUUUGCUUUUUAAAUCUUAAAAAAAAAAAUAGAUGCUGAAGUACUGUACAGGGUUGUACAAUGAGAACCCAAUGCCAAGGCAAAAGAACGAGUGAUUCUUCCUUAGGAUACACAUCAACCACUUUGCUGUUGAAGCUGUCAGAAUAAAUUCCUGGUGGUUAGAUGAAAGGGCAGAUUAAAUUGACUCAUCAGGGUAAGAGGAAUAAUAUGCGUAAAACAAGAAAUGGCCCAGAUAUUUUCACACGAUUUCUAUGCCUCCGGGUCUGGAAGACAGGUAAAAAAAUUCUAGCAUGUAAGAAUGGAGGUAGUUACCCUGAUUUGACCCAGUGUGGGAAAUGCUGAAAGCACCAGGAGGAAGUCAGUUCCGGUGCAAUAAGUUAACCCGGCCUGACAGAAUCAAGAAAAUUGAGAUGAAAUUUGAAAAAACCUGUAAACACAGGGGUUGGCUUUCUGACUGGGAACGUAAAAAUCACGCUUUGUGCUUCCCUGCCCCUAUGUGAUAACAGAGUUAAGAGACUUGAGUCUGAUUUCAGUCAUCUUCAGGGACCGGUCUGAUGUUGUAGAAAGAAAACUCCCUUUAAAAGUGUUACUAUUCAAAUCAUAUGUCAGGUUGAAUCACAUUCAACAGAGAUAUAUUCUAGAAUACUUUUUUAGAAGAGGCUAAUAAAAUAAAGGGAAGAAUUAUAUUGAAUGGAA
This is a messenger RNA of Saimiri boliviensis boliviensis (Bolivian squirrel monkey), 3781 nucleotides long. It is a transcript of the gene FLRT2, whose product is annotated as fibronectin leucine rich transmembrane protein 2. Lineage: Eukaryota; Metazoa; Chordata; Mammalia; Primates; Cebidae. Gene Ontology annotation, molecular function: protein binding. The record is from RefSeq and is a predicted model, not a curated record.